AUGAACGGCGACGAAAUGACCCGCGUUAUAUGGGCUGAGAUUAAACGUCGUUUCAUUCAUCCAUACCUGGAUGUUGACUUAAAGUACUUUGAUCUGGGCCUCCCGAACCGCAAUGACACAGAUGACCAAAUUGUGUAUGAUGCCGCAGCUGCCAUUGGGGAAUACGGUGUCGGUGUAAAAUGUGCCACCAUCAGUCCUGAUGCGGAACGAGUCAAAGAAUUCAACCUCAAGAAACGCUGGCCAUCGGCUAACGGAAUCAUCCGCAAUUAUUUUGGUGGCACCGUAUUCCGUGAACCCAUCAUCAUUCCCUCUAUCAAGCCCUACGUAUCUCGAUGGACAAAACCUAUCGUCGUUGGGCGCCACGCCUAUGGCGAUCAGUACAAGGGGCAAGACUUCGUUGUUCCUGGCCCAGGAACACUUGAAUUAGUAUAUACCCCAACAGGGGGAGAACCAACGCGCAUCGAAGUCUUCAAAUACGAAGGCAGCGGUAUAGCCCAAGCACAGCCUAAUACGGAUGUGUCCAUCCGGGAUUUUGCUCAUGUCAGCUUCAAGUAUGCGUUGAGUAGACAACUCCCACUAUAUCUUGCCACCAAGGACACUGUCAUGAAAAAGUACGAUGGUCGGUGUCGUGACAUCUUUCAGGACAUAUACCAAGCUGAGUACGAGAGCGAGUUCAAGAAGGCUGGACUGUCUUACUCCCAUCGACUAAUUGAUGACAUGGUCGCGUACAUGGUUAAGAGUCAAGGAGGUUUCAUCGUUUCACUGAAGAGUAAGUCGUUUAACUCUGUUCACGCCUUAAACCUUCCAACGAAUGGAAAUAAUCGCUGGACUCUGCUGACAUUGGCUUUGCUGCUCUCAGACUACGAUGGCGACGUACAGUCUGAUAUCGUGGCACAAGGGUUCGGUUCUUUGGGCCUAAUGACAAGUGUGUUGACAACCCCUGAUGACAACGCAUUCGAAGCGGAAGCUGCACACGGAACUGUGACUCGGCAUUUCCGCGAGCAUCAAAAAGGCAACCCGACGUCUACAAACCCAAUUGCUAGCAUCUUUGCGUGGACGCGGGGCCUGAAACGACGAGGUACAAUUGACCUCACACCUGAUGUUGUAUCCUUUUCUGAGGACUUGGAAAGAGCCUGCAUUGAGACUGUAGAAAUCGAUGGAAUCCUGACAAAAGAUCUCGCUGUAGUUUCAGGGAGAGGGGACAGCUUUGUUCACACCGAAGAGUUCUUGGAUGCAAUUGAACGGAAGUUAAAGUCAAUCCUGGCGUAG
Messenger RNA from Neoarthrinium moseri, 1269 nucleotides. RefSeq lists its product as uncharacterized. Gene Ontology annotation, cellular component: mitochondrion. Gene Ontology annotation, biological process: isocitrate metabolic process. The transcript has a single exon. The record is from RefSeq and is a predicted model, not a curated record. NCBI's taxonomy places the organism in Eukaryota, Fungi, Ascomycota, Sordariomycetes, Amphisphaeriales, Apiosporaceae. Gene Ontology annotation, molecular function: isocitrate dehydrogenase (NADP+) activity. The coding region runs from base 1 to 1269 and encodes 422 amino acids.